AUGUAAAGCCCAAACAAACACCUGUCUUCAGAAUGCGAUUGAUUUUCCAUCGUUGCGAGAAAUAACAAAGCACGUAGCUGAAGUAGAACCUCUAGAUCUCUUCCUCUCUCUCUCCGAUGGAGUUUCACGUUUCCGUCAUUUGGAGCCUGCUCGUCGUUUUCUCCCUCUUCUCUCCUCAAAUUAGGGGUGAUGCUUCUGGAUCCGUUUUCUUCUUCGAUAGCUCCACUAAUCAAUUCAUUCGCGCAAGAUCAUCAAACGAUGAGCAAUCUUCGUUGUUGCUUCCGGAAAUUGGUGCUGCUGCAUCAAUCUUGCUUGGUUUUGCACCUCCUUCCACCCUUUCAGCUGCCAGCUCAUCCAAGUUGAAUGAAGUUUUGAUUCCUAACCCAUUCAAAAGGCCCCGUGCUGUAUUUUUACUGGAAGUGAAUGGAAUUGAUGGUCUUGUAAAAAUUGUCCAAGAUAAUGCAAUGUUUGGCAAUUCAUUUUGGAGUACAAACAUUCUUGGUUCAGACAAAGUUGACAUUCAACUUCCAGAUGAAAAUGAUGUUUCUGUGGUUUCUUUGGAUGAGCAAUUGGAAGACUGGACUGACAAAGAAAUUAGUGAUUUUUCAUCUUUGAUGGGUGGAUCAUAUGCUCCUGAUGCUCUUGAGCCUUUAAAUGGAGUGCUUACCAUUCCGUUGGCAAAUGGUGCCUCAGUGAAUCUCCAAAUGUCAAAGAGAGCAGAAAGGAAGUUUGUGAUAGGUCUUGUGUCUCUCACUCAAAAUGUCCAAAGGGCAAUUCAAAUGCAUGAUGAUUUGUCACUGAGUACACAGAGUCCAGCUGAGUUGUUAAUAGGAUGCUUCAAUGGCAUUAAGGUUUUGCAAGAGGAAUAUGAAGAUGAAAGUAUUGCUCAGCAUGGAGUCGAAUUGCUACUUGCAACUUUGAAAAAGAUAUUUGGUUCAUUGCAAGAAGCAUACAAAGGUCAAAUUGUUGGAAUUAUCUACUCUCAUUCGACCAAUACUCAACAGUCAGGCAGGAAGUUUGAUGUUAUCUUUACUCCUCACCCUACUGCUCGAUGGUUGGCAGAAACAAAUGCAGUGAAUUCAACAUCUCCAGAAGUGGUGUUUGUUAGAAGAACCCUUGCUUGGGUAACCGGAAUUAUAUUGCUCGUUUCAACUCUUAUAGGGAUAUGUUACCUUAUGAAUAUGCCACUCACAAGGGACACACUUCUGUAUUCUAAUGUCAAGCUUGAUUAGGCAUGGAUGUGUAACAAGACAAAACAUUUCAAUCAACCAAGGAGGACCGGGCUGCCAUUGAACCUUGUGAUUGGGGUUUUUUUUUCUAGAUGCCUCUAAUCUAUGUGCAUGAUUAUAUUUUUGUUGAAGCGUUAAUUACUUGUGUUUAAUGGAUCGGUGUAGCCAAAUUAUUAGUAAUAUCAGGUAUUGGAAACUAGUCCAAUCAGAAUGUGGGUCUAGAGAAUGGGGAAUUAUCACACCGAUGUUGUUUAAAUGUGAAGUAUGGAUAUUGUACCCCGUGUUCAAUCAGGACGUAGAUAGAUGUGUGAUUGUUCCAGUCAUUUACAAUAAUGUGUUCCUUGUGGUUGACAUUUUUUUAUUGAAAUAAUUUUUAAUUAUACUGUAGUAAAAUAAUAAAACUUCAGAGGCUAUUUUUGCC
Messenger RNA from Abrus precatorius (Indian licorice), 1650 nucleotides. RefSeq lists its product as uncharacterized. The coding region runs from base 117 to 1232 and encodes 371 amino acids. Gene Ontology annotation, cellular component: endomembrane system. The record is from RefSeq and is a predicted model, not a curated record. NCBI's taxonomy places the organism in Eukaryota, Viridiplantae, Streptophyta, Magnoliopsida, Fabales, Fabaceae. The transcript is spliced from 11 exons.